Podospora anserina S mat+ is the source of this 1782-nucleotide messenger RNA. RefSeq lists its product as uncharacterized. NCBI's taxonomy places the organism in Eukaryota, Fungi, Ascomycota, Sordariomycetes, Sordariales, Podosporaceae. The coding region runs from base 1 to 1782 and encodes 593 amino acids. Gene Ontology annotation, molecular function: glycerone kinase activity; ATP binding. The record is from RefSeq and is a predicted model, not a curated record. Gene Ontology annotation, biological process: glycerol catabolic process. The transcript has a single exon. Gene Ontology annotation, cellular component: cytosol.
AUGUCCAAACGACACCUCUUUUCCUCACUCGAGGGGCUUGUCCCCAAGGCCCUUCGAGGCAUUGUUGCCAGCAACCCAAGACUCAACCUCGACGAGACCAACCGCGUAGUCUUCGACCCCGAAUCCCCCAAGUCGAUCGUCAGUAUCAUCAGCGGUGGCGGCUCCGGUCACGAGCCAGCAUGGUCUGGCUAUGUUGGCACCAACAUGCUGGCCGCCGCCGUAGGCGGUGAUGUCUUCGCCUCUCCAAGCACUAAACAGAUCCUGGCUGCUGUCGAGGCCGUACCAUCAGACAAGGGGACACUCCUGGUGAUCACCAACUACACCGGGGACUGCCUUCACUUCGGCCUGGCAGCCGAGAAGACAAAGGCAAAGGGGAACCCGUGUCGUAUGCUCAUCUGCGGCGACGAUGUCUCGAUUGGAAAGCAGGGCUCACUAGUUGGUCGUCGAGGACUGGCUGCUCAAAUAGGAGUGCUCAAGGUUCUCGGUGCUGCAGCUGCAGAGGGUCUCUCGCUGGGCGAGCUAUUCGACCUCGGCACUGCCGUCAACGGCCAAAUCGUCAGCAUUGCCGCCACAUUGGACCACUGCCAUGUCCCCGGUCGAACAGAGCACGGUGCCCUUGACCCCGAUGUGGUGGAGAUUGGUACAGGACCACACAACGAACCCGGCUACAAGAAGCUCUCACCAGCUCCUUCAGCGGAAGGAUUGGUGAAGGAGAUGCUCAGAUACUGCCUGGACGAGACCGAUCCUGUGAGAGGAUACGUCAAGUUCAACCCCGGAGACGAGACGGUGCUGUUGGUCAGCAACUUCGGCGGCAUGUCAAACCUGGAGAUGGGAGGUCUUGUCGAUGAGCUCCUUCAACAGCUCCUGGCCGACUGGAACAUCGAGCCCGCGCGUGUGUACGCUGGCUCCAUCGAGACAUCGCUCAACGCGCCCGCCUUCUCCGUUUCAGUCAUCAACCUUUCAGGGGUAGCAGCGACCAGCCCCUAUUCGCUCGACCAGAUCAAAGGAUUCUUCGACCUUAAGACCGAUACAGCAUGGGAAGCUGUUGCUGGAUCCCAGAGAUACCGUCGUCCAAGAGCCGAUCAGCUUGUUCAACCGCCAGUCGAAGAGCGUAAGGUCAUUGAUGAAGCGAGAGAUAUCAAGAUUGACCCCGUGCUCCUGGAGAGAAUGCUCCGCCGGGCCUGCAAUGACCUCAUCAAAUCCGAACCAGACCUCACACGGUGGGACACCAUCAUGGGAGACGGCGACUGUGGUUUGACACUCGAAACUGGUGCCAAGGCGUUGUUGGAGGCCAUUGAUGGGCCACACAAGAUUGCUGCCAAGGGAUCGGUAAUCGAAGUUCUCACUGAGCUCGAGGAGAUUCUUGAGGGCAAGAUGGGAGGAACACUUGGUGGUAUCCUGGGCAUUUUCUUCGUGUCAAUGAGAACCGCGCUGCAGGAGAACCUUGAAUUAGCCAAGACAGAAGGUUUGGUAUCGUUAUGGUCAAAGGCCCUUUCACAUGCCAUCCAUCAUCUCGAGCAGUACACACCAGCCAAGGUUGGCGACCGAACUGUCAUGGACACAUUGAUUCCGUUUGUCGAAGCUAUGGCGGCGACCAAGAGUUUGGAGGAGGGUGUCGCUGCUGCGGUAGCGGGAUCAGAGAACACCAAGAAGUUGAAGGCGAGAUUGGGGAGAGCGACGUAUGUUGGUACUGGGACAGACGGCAAGGAGCUGCCACCAGAUCCGGGUGCUUGGGGCGCGAUGGUGGUGAUUCAGGGACUGCUUGCUGCAAUUUCAGAAUAG